AUGGGUAUGCUCCCUAGUGACUCUGAUUGGGAAAGUUCCAGUGAUAAUGGUAGUAGCAGUGAGGACAUAGAGGAACUUGAAUUUCUGUAUGGCGGUAGGGCAAGCAGCAUUUUCUCUAGUCUGGAGGAAAGCAUAGGGAAAAUUGAUGAUUUUCUCUCAUUUGAGAGAGGAUUCAUCCGUGGAGAUGUUGUUUGUUCUGUGACCGAUCCAUCUGGACAGAUGGGCAGAGUUGUAAAUGUUAAUAUGCUUGUCAACUUGGAAAAUAGUCAUGGAAGAAUCAUAAAAGAUGUUGAUUCAAAGAAGCUUUUGAAGAUUCGUUCCAUUUCAGUAGGAGAUUAUGUGGUUCAUGGGCCAUGGAUAGGAAGGGUUGAUGAAGUUAUUGACUCAGUCACUGUAGUUUUCGAUGAUGGGACAUCUUGUGAGGUUACUGCAGUGGAUCAAGAAAAGCUCUUGCCUAUAUCUCCUAACAUACUUGAAGAUUCAACAUAUCCAUAUUAUCCAGGACAGAGAGUGCAGAUCAGGCUCUCAGCAGUAUCUAAAUCAGCUAGAUGGUUAUGUGGAGCUUGGAAGGAAAAUCAGGAUGUAGGGACUGUUUCUGCUGUAAAAGCAGGCUUGGUGUAUGUAGAUUGGCUUGCCUGUGCUCUUUUUGGUAAUGACUUGAGUUUGCCUGCUCCUCAGCGUUUGCAGGAUGCCAAAAACCUGACUUUGUUUUCAUGCUUUUUACAUGAAAAUUGGCAACUUGGUGACUGGUGUAUGCUUCCUUUGGCCGAUUGUAAGGGUUUGAAAGAGCAGAUAAUCUUUGAUGCAUCCAUCAUUGAGGUCAUUAAAGAGGACAGGCAGAUCGGCCAUAGUUUUAAGGGACGGAACCCCUCUUCAAAUUUUCAGGAUAUACUAGUUAUUGUGAAGACAAAAACCAUUGUUGAUGUUGUGUGGCAGGAUGGUAGUUGCUCGCAGGGAUUGGAUUCACAGUCUCUGCUCCCUGUAAAUAUUGUCAACACUCAUGAUUUCUGGCCUGGGCAAUUUGUACUAGAGAAGGGUGCUUGUGAUGAUCCACAUUUUUCAGGCAACCAAAAAUGGGGUUUUGUGAAUUGUGUGGAUGCAAAAGAACGGACUGUUAAGGUGAAAUGGAAAUCAGUUGGAGUGGACCAGGCUAACAAUGUAGGAAGUGACCAGAUGGAGGAAACUGUCAGUGCCUACGAGCUAGUUGAACACCCUGACUACUCCUACUCUUAUGGGGAUAUUGUCUUUAAAAAUUUGGAUGAAGCUGAUAAAGACUAUGCGAACAGAGAGACUGGAAUGGGUGUGGAUGCUGCUGUUGAAGGCAGUGACCAUGGUGAAGAUCAGGUUGAUUACUUUUCGUGUAUCGGCUAUGUGACAGGCUUCGAAGAUGGUGGAGUUGAGGUGACUUGGGCUUCUAGUCUCAAAAGCAAGGUUUCACCUAAUCACAUAUUUCGAAUCGAUAAAUAUGAAGUUUCAGCUGAAACAAUGACGCAACAUGAACCACUUGAAGAGGACGUGAAUCAAGAGAUGGUUGAUCAUGACAAGCAAUUUUCAACCCUGAAAGGAAAAGACUUGCUUAAUUCCAUUGGCAUUGGCUAUGAGAGCACUAAGUCUAAGUGCCCAUGGGAGUCUAGUUCCUUUUUCCUUCCUCAAUCCGCUCUUGGAUUUUUCUCAAGGAUUGCAGAAGGUAUAUUUGGAUUCUUUGGUUCCACAACAGUUUCUGGGCCAAUAACAUCUGACCCUAUUAUCGAAGAUGGAAAUCAAUCCAAGACACCUGAAGAAAAAGAUAAGCCGGAAGCUUGUGAUCUGUGCUUUGAGUUGCAACCUUUAGUAGCUGACGACAGGCUGAGAUUUGAAGGGACAAAUUUAAAGCCAGAAGUCUUUUAUGGAGAUGAGAACAAACAUCGAUCUUCAUCUGCUGGCAAGAGACCAGAACAGUUCAAGCGAUUUGAUAUGGUUGUUGAUUGCUCUGACAACCACUUUCUUGAUGGUGCAGGCAAUGCAUUGGCAUUGUCCCAGGUGAAAAGAGGUUGGUUGAAGAAUGUUCAACGGGAAUGGAGUUUUCUAGAAAAAAAUCUUCCUGAAUCAAUCUAUGUCCGCAUCUAUGAGGAUAGGAUGGAUCUCCUUCGGGCAGCCAUUGUUGGUUCAAAUGGAACUCCAUAUCAUGAUGGGCUGUUCUUUUUUGAUAUAUUUCUUCCUCCAGAGUAUCCUCAUGAACCACCUGCAGUGCAUUAUCGUUCUGGUGGACUUCGUGUCAAUCCGAAUUUGUACGAGUCUGGAAAAAUCUGUCUCAGUCUCCUCAACACAUGGACAGGCUUAGGAUCUGAAGUAUGGAAUCCAGAAAGCUCCAGUAUUCUUCAAGUUCUUCUCUCCCUCCAGGCCCUCGUGCUUAACGAAAAACCUUACUUUAAUGAGGCUGGGUAUGAUACGCAGAUAGGGCGAGCUGAGGGAGAAAAAAAUUCUAUAAGCUAUAAUGAAAAUGCAUUCCUUAUGACCUGGAAGUCCAUGCUUUACCUAAUUCGCCAACCACCAAAGCAUUUUGAGGCACUCGUGGAGGAGCACUUACAUCGACGUUCCCAGAAUAUUCUAUUGGCUUGUAAAUCGUAUCUGGAAGGAGCUCCAGUGGCAUAUGCACUUGACUGUGGAAAGACCAAGCAUGAAAAUCAAAAGGGUGGUUCUACAGGGUUCAAAAUGAUGCUAGGAAAGCUCUUCCCAAAGCUCGUGGAGGCAUUUUCUGGUAAAGGAGUUGAUUGCAGCCAAUUCAUUGAACAAGACAAAUGA
Messenger RNA from Dovyalis caffra, 2781 nucleotides. Lineage: Eukaryota; Viridiplantae; Streptophyta; Magnoliopsida; Malpighiales; Salicaceae. The record is from the annotation of a GenBank genome assembly.